GUGUGUGUGUAUGCAUCAGCACGCGCUCACUCAGUCCUCUGCUGAAGAAUGAGAGCGUUUCUAAAGAACGGAAGUGGACCGACCAUUUUGAAACCCCGCACCGCUUAGCACAAUGGAAAAGGGCCACACGGUUAAGCUCUUCGUAGGGAAUCUGGCCCUGGAUACCACGCAAGAAGAACUGUCAGCCAUCUUUGAGUCAUACGGCCAGGUUGUUAGCUGUAGCGUUUUGAGGCAGUUUGCUUUCGUACACCUUCAAGGAGAGGGCGCUGCUGAACGUGCCAUUCGGGAGCUCAAUGGCCGAGAGUUUAAAGGGCGUAACCUCGUGGUCGAAGAGUCCCGAGGACGCCCACUCCACUCGACGAAGGUGUUUGUGGGUAAUCUGAGUAGUAUGUGCACCACAGAAGACCUCCAGGAGCUGUUUCAGACCUUUGGGAAAGUUUUGGAGUGUGAUAAGGUGAAAGGUUAUGCUUUUGUACACAUGGAGAACAAGGAAGAUGCGCUGCAGGCUAUUGAGGCUUUGCACGGGACCUCUUUCAAAGGACGACCACUAUCCGUGGAGCUGUCCAAAGUUCAGCCAAGCAAACAGGCACCAACUGGGAAAAUCCCAUGUGUGAGCUGCGGAAAACAGGGUCACUAUGCCGGUGAAUGCCCAGCUGGGAAGCCCACCCUGGAGCAGUACCAGAGCCAAGCGGCCGUGUUAGCAGCCGCCGCUGCCGCCGCCGCCGGCCUCCCGCUACAGGUUCAACAGAGCGUCCACAAUUCGGUAUACAACACCUCAACCUUUGACCCCACCUAUGCUGCUUUGACUGGACUUACAGCUGCUGGUGCAAGAGCCGAAGGUGGAACCGCGGUGGCACCAGCCGUCUACGGAGCACUAGCUAGUCAAGUGUACGGUACGGUUGCCAAUCAGCUCUACGGUGGGACAGUUGCAAAUCAGGCACUCAACAACAGUGCUGCCGCAGCUGCCGCACAGAUGUAUGGCUCCGUUAACCCAGCUUUCUAUGGGCAGAUGACGAGUGGAGCAGUCGCAGCCGCCGCAGCAGCCGCCGCUGCAUACGGUCAACAGGUUUACACGCCCGCCAUGGCAAAUCAAUUGUUUCUAACUGCAGCGCCGAGCAUGGAGGUACCAGGAGGUACUGCUGUUAACCAAGCUUAUACGGUAGCACCGGCUCUCUACAGCACGUCCCCGGCUUACGGGGCUCUUGGGGCAGCUGACACAGCAGCUUUCUUUGAGGCAGCAAGGGCACACUACUUUGCACAAGGACAGCAAGUGCUAGCUGAACAGCAACAGGCUAGCUCAAAGUCUGGCGAGAGGGACCGGAGUCCACUACGAAGAUCUGCCCCACUUCUGCCUGACCCUGUUAUGAAACCAUUUAUGUACCAGAGGGCCAAGCGCAGAGCCUUGUUGCCCACACCUGCAGGUCGAGAAGAAGCCGCCGCACAGGAGGACGACCCUGUAGCCAGAUAUUACGCGGAAUACUACCAGCAGUACCAGCAGCUGCAGCAAUACCAGCAAUACCAACAAUACCAACAAUACCAGUAUGCGUAUCCACCUCCCAACCACCUUGCAGCAAUGUCCGCACUGCAGGCUUUGCCCGGUGUCCCGACUCAGCAGGUGGCAACGCUCGAGUCCCUCAGGCCAGUCCUGCCCGCCGCCUCCGUGCCUGCCAUCGCAAUGGCAACACCUCGCGUGUAUGAGCCACCGCCGAUACCGCCGUCGCACAAGGAGCCCCUCCUCCGCCGCCCCGAACUCGCCCUACACACCCCUGAAACACCCUUCCGAUAGUGUGCUCCACGUCCUCUCUGCCUCUCCUUUCCUUGUGCUGCGUGUGUGUGUGUGUCAGAAAGAAGCCACAGGUGUAUGUUUGACGUGUGCGCUUGGGUUUAAGACGGUGGCUGUGUCAGUUUUAACUAUAGACUGGAGUCUCUAACCUUGGUUCUGAUCUCUCACACACACCCAGUGUAGUCAGGGCUUGAAAAGGGAAACUGCAUGCUCUCAUUCCUGCACACUAAACCAAUAUAACACAUUGUCUGUUUAAAGAAACCUUCAAUCUAAUAGCCAGUUAGUUUUGAGGGGUAGAUUAGGCACUAGCCAUGAUGCUUUUUAACUUUUAUAUUAAGUGUUUGUAGCCUAUGAAUGAAUACUGGACUUGAUCUUUUUAAAUAAUGCUUGAUUAUUAUAGUUAUAUGAACCAGUUUACACACUCAUUUAGUUAAGAUGUUAGAUUUCAAUGCAUUGCAAGAACAUUUAAAUAAGUUGAAUGUAUGUUUACUCCAAAGGUGUGUGAAGUGUAGGACCAGGGUUGGAAAAGUAUUUCACAUGUCUUUGUGUGUUUCUUGUUUUUCUCUGGGACUGGUGUAGCGUGUAUGCUUUCCAUUGGUUGACACGACAGGAAGGCACAUGUGAACAGGAAAGCGACCUCGAUCCACAUGCACAUACAUACGCAUCUCUUACACCUCAGAUGGGAGAAAAUUUAGUGAUGACCUUUAACCCCACCCUUCCAUCCCUGUCCACCCAUCCUGAAAGCUGAAAGACACUGUGACUUCUCUCCCCUCCAACUUUGAUGUAGCUACUUCCGUAGAUAUGGUGAUGUAUGGGCAGCCAAUCAGAGGAAGGUUUAGCUAGUCAGCUUUAGCUGGGAUCUGUCUUAUGGGAGCAUCUCUAUGCUCGCCAACUUAACUGCCAAGAUGCAUUGUAGAAUCUGUUUUUGUAAGUGUCUUUUAUUAUUGCUAUCAUGUUUUUAUAAACAGUGACAAGGGACUCGCGUAUCAUUUUAAAGAGAAAUACUCUGCUUAAUUUUUAACUUUUGUUUACAGCUAUAAGAAAGACGAAAUGUUCUUUCUUGUGGCUUUUUUCCACAAUGAUUGUUUAUAGCCAAAAUUCUCUUUUUUCUAGAAGAAAAAAAAAAACCCGCCAAAAUCAUGAGUGGCCUAUGAUUCAUAUGCCUUAGUAGUGAAAUGUAUUCAAGUUUGCUAUUUUUUUUAUCUGUAGUCUUAAAAUGUGAAACUGGAUUAAGGCUACACGAAAGUGCUGUAUUUUCUGUGGUGCUGUGAUUUGGGAUUAAAUGAAAUUGGGAGAUUCCUAUCAGUUUCUUUCAGUCUUCCUGCUCAUUUCGCUGCUGCAACUCUGUAGAUGACCCUCACUGCAUCUCUCUCCAUCUCUCUUUGCAUCUGCCUCUCAUUUAGUGACAGUAUUUCAUUUGUUUACCGUACCCCUGUUCGCACCUACGUGCUGAGGAUGCCAGUGUGUGAAUGUGAUCUUAGAAAACGUUUUGCAUUGACAUUCAUGUUUGUAGUUUACGGUAACUGUUUUUGCCGCAAGUGUUCUCAGAAGAGAAGACUUAAAGAUCUGUACAUGAUCUUUACUGACUAUAACACGCCUUCGAAAAA
This is a messenger RNA of Rhinichthys klamathensis goyatoka, 3390 nucleotides long. It is a transcript of the gene rbm14b, whose product is annotated as RNA binding motif protein 14b. Gene Ontology annotation, molecular function: mRNA binding; zinc ion binding. Gene Ontology annotation, cellular component: cytosol. The transcript has 4 exons. Bases 113 to 1786 code for a protein of 557 amino acids. Lineage: Eukaryota; Metazoa; Chordata; Actinopteri; Cypriniformes; Leuciscidae. The record is from RefSeq and is a predicted model, not a curated record.